This is a messenger RNA of Thermochaetoides thermophila DSM 1495, 351 nucleotides long. RefSeq lists its product as uncharacterized. The record is from RefSeq and is a predicted model, not a curated record. The coding region runs from base 1 to 351 and encodes 116 amino acids. NCBI's taxonomy places the organism in Eukaryota, Fungi, Ascomycota, Sordariomycetes, Sordariales, Chaetomiaceae. The transcript is spliced from 3 exons.
AUGAAGGCCUUCACCCUCGCCACGGCCAUCCUCGCGCUCCUCAUCCCAGCCCUGGCUGCCCCCAGCGUCGUCGAGAUCGACACCCGUGCGGCAGAGCCCGUGGCGGAUGUCACACCCCGUGCGGAGAUCAACGAGGCUGACAUCUUUACCUUUGCCUCUCCUCAAGCCUCGUGCAAGGUUCUGAACUGCAUCGAUGUGGUCUCGCAGGGCAUCUGCAUUGCGAAUGCGAUUGACGAUGAGGACUGGAAGGGGAUCUUGAAGUGUGCUAAGAAGAAAACGCUGUGCGGCUGUGCCGGCUGCAUCAAGAAGCUGGAUAAGUUCUUGACAAAGUACGGUAUUUGCGAUGAUUAA